This is a messenger RNA of Pan troglodytes (chimpanzee), 3626 nucleotides long. It is a transcript of the gene NSUN3, whose product is annotated as NOP2/Sun RNA methyltransferase 3. The transcript has 8 exons. NCBI's taxonomy places the organism in Eukaryota, Metazoa, Chordata, Mammalia, Primates, Hominidae. Bases 428 to 1495 code for a protein of 355 amino acids. Gene Ontology annotation, biological process: rRNA methylation. The record is from RefSeq and is a predicted model, not a curated record. Gene Ontology annotation, molecular function: RNA methyltransferase activity. Gene Ontology annotation, cellular component: mitochondrial large ribosomal subunit.
AGUCAGGCUGUUUUUUUCAGUUCCCUGGAGGCUUUUUGAUACUGAUUCGCGUACACCUGUUGUUUGAAAGCUCUCAGCGGGACAAUGCUGACCCAGCUGAAAGCAAAAUCAGAGGGGAAGCUUGCAAAACAGAUUUGCAAAGUUGUGUUGGAUCAUUUUGAAAAACAGUAUUCCAAAGAACUCGGAGAUGCCUGGAAUACAGUAAGGCUCCUUCAUGCCUUUGGGACUGGCUAUGCUGUUCUUCUGCUAGGAAUGCCUUUUUCCCUUCUCCUUCUGUGCAGUAGUGUGGGUUCAAAUCCCACCUCUGCAUCUUGUAGCAUAUGACCUAGUGAUGCACUAGCAAAUUUGCAGGUCACUGACCUUGUAUGUCUCCAGUUCUGCUGGCUACUGAGGUACUUGCACUUCUUCUCACCUGGAAGACCAGUAAAUGGAGCCGCUUCAGACUAACUGUGAAUCUUGGGAAAAGGCCUGGAGUGUGGCACCUGGCCGCUGUUUUCUAGAGUCAUCUAACAUACAUUCCCUCUGCUGCCUGCUAAGCUACUUGCCCAUCCAUAAAAGCUUUGGAUUCGGAAGCCACUUUCCCUCCAGCCCCAGGGAGAUACUAACAUCUCCAUCAUGCUGGCAAUAUGCUGUCCUGCUUAACCGAUUCAAUUAUCCUUUUGAACUGGAAAAGGAUUUACAUUUGAAGGGCUAUCACACACUCUUUCAGGGAUCUUUACCCAACUAUCCUAAAUCAAUGAAGUGUUACCUUAGCAGAACUCCGGGCCGAAUCCCUUCAGAAAGACACCAAAUUGGAAACCUGAAAAAAUAUUAUCUCCUAAAUGCUGCUUCUCUUCUCCCAGUGUUGGCUCUGGAAUUAAGGGAUGGGGAGAAGGUUCUGGAUCUCUGUGCUGCUCCUGGAGGCAAAUCAAUAGCUCUGCUGCAGUGUGCUUGUCCAGGUUAUCUUCAUUGUAAUGAAUAUGAUAGUCUGAGAUUGAGGUGGCUGAGGCAGACGUUAGAAUCUUUCAUCCCACAGCCUUUGAUAAAUGUAAUUAAAGUGUCUGAAUUGGAUGGCAGAAAAAUGGGAGAUGCCCAGCCUGAAAUGUUUGACAAGGUGUUAGUGGAUGCUCCGUGUUCAAAUGAUCGAAGCUGGUUGUUUUCUUCUGACUCUCAGAAGGCAUCCUGUAGGAUAAGUCAAAGGAGGAAUUUGCCUCUUCUACAGAUAGAGCUGUUAAGGUCUGCAAUUAAGGCCUUACGUCCUGGAGGGAUACUUGUAUACUCUACAUGCACGCUUUCCAAGGCAGAAAAUCAAGAUGUGAUCAGUGAAAUUUUAAACUCCCACGGUAACAUCAUGCCUAUGGACGUUAAAGGAAUAGCAAGGACUUGCUCCCACGACUUCACAUUUGCUCCCACUGGCCAGGAAUGUGGGCUCUUAGUGAUUCCAGAUAAGGGCAAAGCCUGGGGCCCAAUGUAUGUAGCCAAAUUGAAGAAAUCAUGGAGCACAGGAAAAUGGUGACAUGAAUUUGUAAACUGUGUUUCUGUGUUAUAUUUAUAUUUCUGAACUCAGUACAUGUUAAUAUUUAAAUAAUUAUGCAGUAACUUUCUCUGGGUCUGUUUGGAAUCCUAUUUAGUUAAUACUUUAGCAUCUUAGAAUCUAGGCUUGAGAAUUGUUCAGGUGUAUUUUUUUCCUAGAAAUAUAUCUGUAACGAUGAUUUAAGGUGGUGCAGAUGGUGUUUGUUCUAUAUUAUAAAUCUGCUGUCUUUGCUUGGCAUUUUAUAGUUAAAUUAAUUAGAAUAUGUGGUUUUAUGCAUAACGUGUUUAGAUCUGUAUUCUUUCUAUGAUAGUGCUUUGAACCUUCAAAAAUUCACAUUUUCCAGCACUCCGACCAUUUUCCCGCUUAUCAAAUGUACAAAUUUGUUCAAGGUUUUUUUUUCCCCCCAACUUUUGUAACUGAUUGUCUCAGAACUGAUUGGUAUUCUGAGACUAACUUUUUAAGCAGCACUAUUUCUAGUUCUGGCAAAAUAGUUUUUUUUAUUUGCAACGUUGUUUUCUGUUAAAGACUAUAUUAUGUUUACUGCAAAGGUCAGUGACUCUAUUGACACCAGCUUUAUUUCCCCCACGUUUUUUGCAUUCACAAAUACAAAUUGAAAGGGUAAAUUAUAUUGAAAGGCCUUUAGAACAGCAGAUUCACAUGCACAUGUUUGACUUUUGACAUUCAGCUUAUAGAAUUAUGGAGUCUAUCCAGCAGGCUAUAAAGCAAGUACUUGAGACAAAACCGGAAUGAUUAAUAACUGCAAUCACUGAACUAUAUUUGGAGAGUUUUGUUACAUAAUUGCAGUCAUAAUGAGCACUACAGAAUCUGAUUAUCUUACAUUCACAAUCUGGAGGGGCUUUUUAUUUCAUUUUGUUAUAAAAUGUUCUCUGAGAAUAUGAUGCCACAUAUUAAUGCACAAGAGGGAGAUGCCUAAUGAGAGUGGACUGUGUGAUUACCAGAACCCAGUGCCAUUUACUAAGUGGCUCUCCAUGUUUACAUAAUUCCUGGGAAUACUGUAUACAUUUCUUCUUAUGUACUUAGGGUUUUAGCUUCAGUCAGCAUCACACUUUUUCUCCAGAAAUUACUUCACUUAGAGUACAAACAUAUUUUUCCAACUAUUAAGAAAAAUUAUGCAGCACAUCUCAAAAAAUAGCAUCUCUUUGGAAACUAGCCUUUUAAAAAAAAACAACUUUAUCUGAUUAUAGAAAUACAAAAUUCUGCUAAAGCUGAAUACUUUUGAAUUGUUCAUUAUGUUCUGUGCCUUUAAACUAGAGACUAUUUGCUUAUUAAUAUUUUUUAUUUUGCAAGCAUAUGUAACCCGGUUUAUAUCAUCAGGAAGUCUUAGGAAGAAUUUUUUUUUCUGUACCUUCGGUCUGUUAAUCAUUUGUUUUCCUUUAUGUCCAAUUGAUAUGUUUAAAGUAAAGCUAAAGUCCGGGCACGGUGGCUUAUGCCUGUAAUCCCAGCACUUUGUCAGGCCGAGGCAGGGGGGAUCUCCUGAGGUCAGAAGUUCGAGACUAGCCUGCCCAACAUGGUAAAACCCCGACUCUACUAAAAAUGCAAAAAAAUUAGACAGGCAUGGUGGCUGGCACCAGCAAUCCCAGCUACUUAGGAGGCUGAGGCAGAAGAAUCACUUGAACCCAGGAGGCAGAGGUUGCAGUUAGCCAAGAUCUCGCCAUUGCACUCCAGCCUGGGCGACAAGAGUGAAACUCCGUAGCAAAAAAAUAAUAAUAAUAGUAAUUAAAUAAAAAUAAAGUAACGCCAGAACUGUUGGACCAAAUCAAGUAUAUGGGUAAAUACAGAAGAAUAAUGAUGGUGGAAAAGAUGUUUUCUUUUUUAAGUUAUCAUUAUUAGUUUGUUUUUUUUAUCUUCAGACACUAUAGGUUUUAAAAAUAGGUUUCUUUUAUGUAGGUUAAUCACAGAGUAAAUCUGCACACUGUACUUUGUUAAAUGUCGUUAUUUUCCCAGUAUAAUGCGAUGAAGCUUAAUGUGAAUACUUGGUGUGCUAUUGAAUUUACUUUCCUAUGAUUACUGAAAAAUGGAUGCACGUGUGUUUGUGUGUGUAUAUAUACAUAUAUAAUUUUGUUAUUAAAAGCAAUUGCCCCAAAAGCAAAAA